CCGAAAGUUUUUUAAUUUACCAAUUUGCGUGUUUUAUUCUAAAAAAUGUUUUUAGUUACAAAAUUUAUUCGUGAAAAAUCUGUAUUUUUGAGUCGAUUUUAUUCUGUUCGCGUGCGAUUUGCACCAAGCCCGACCGGUCACAUUCAUCUGGGGAGUCUUCGGACUGCCCUGUACAACUACCUCUUCUGCAAGAGUCACAGGGGAAAGUAUAUACUCCGGAUUGAAGACACUGAUCAGACAAGAGUUAUUGAUGGGGCCACUGAACACCUGAUUGACAUGUUGAAGUGGACCGGCAUUGAGUUUGAUGAGGGCCCACACAUUAUCGGGAGUCAACAUGGUCCGUACAUCCAGUCACAAAGAUUACAUAUUUAUCAAGAAUAUUCCAACCACCUGUUAAAGACUAACCAAGCCUACAAGUGUUUCUGCAGCUCUGAACGAUUGGAUUUGUUGAGGAGGCAAGCGGCCAGUCGUGGGGAAGUUCCCAAGUACGACAACAGAUGUCGCCAUCUGUCACAGAAAGAAAUGGAUAAGAAAUUAGAGACCAACUUGCCAUAUGUUAUCAGAUUCAAAUUAGAACACUACUUGGAAUGCUGGCAAGAUGCAGUCUAUGGCCCAAUACAUUAUGACGUGGCUGCCAAUGAGGGUGAUGUUGUGAUUCUAAAAUCUGAUGGCUAUCCAACCUAUCAUUUUGCCAAUGUCGUAGACGAUCACCUCAUGAAUAUAACACACGUUCUAAGGGGCGUGGAAUGGCAGGUCUCAACAGUUAAGCACCUCCUACUUCACAAGGCCUUCAAUUGGACUCCUCCUACCUAUGCUCAUCUUCCAUUAUUGCAAAACAAGGAUGGCAAGAAAUUUUCAAAGAGACAGAAUGACACACACGUGGAACAUUACAAAAACAUGGGCUACUAUCCGGAAGCAGUAUUGAACAUAUUGACGAACUCUGGGUCAGGGUUCAAAGUUCAAGACACAUCGGGGAUGUCCCUGCCCCAGCUGAUCGAUAACUUUGACCUGUCCAAACUCCACACGAACUCUACAAGGGUUGAUUUUGAUCGACUGGCUGACUUCAACAGACUCGCCAUACAACGAAGGCUGAAGUGUGACAAGUCUAAAAGUGAACUUAUAGAACGUUUGAGAAGAAUUUUGGAGGAGAAAUAUUUCCAAAAUGGCAGUUCUACGACGUCAUCAUCGUCAUCAUUGUCGUCAUCAUCAGUUUUGUCAUCAACACAUAAGACUGAGGAUUUUAAUGAUGAUAACUAUCUAGCUAAUGUUUUAUAUAACACCCAGGUUAUUAUUAUUAUUAUUAUUAUCAUCAUCAACAUUUUCUUUAAUUAUUAUCAAAAUUAUAAUUAUUGUUAUUAUUAUUAUUAUCAUGUCAUAGGAUAG
Helobdella robusta is the source of this 1383-nucleotide messenger RNA. RefSeq lists its product as hypothetical. The coding region runs from base 46 to 1383 and encodes 445 amino acids. The record is from RefSeq and is a predicted model, not a curated record. Lineage: Eukaryota; Metazoa; Annelida; Clitellata; Rhynchobdellida; Glossiphoniidae. The transcript is spliced from 9 exons. Gene Ontology annotation, molecular function: zinc ion binding; glutamate-tRNA ligase activity; ATP binding. Gene Ontology annotation, biological process: glutamyl-tRNA aminoacylation.